AUGGGAGGAGUGCCUUGGACACUUGAAGAAACAGCACUGUUGAUCCUCUUCGACAUGUGGGGCUACGAACACAAAAUCAUCUCCCAAUUGUUGACCAAUCGAAGCCCCGUAAUACGACAAGGCAUACAGCACCAGCGAUCAAUAUCAGCCGUCGAUAAUAAACUACAAUUGAUUCGCAAUAAUUCCAACCUUUGGUCGAAAGAAUCCGGGUGGGACUUGGCCAAAGUCACUGAGCAUAUCAGUACCUUCAAGCUAGAUCAUGCCCAACUAAGGCAGCUUUUGACUCUGACCAAAUACGACUGUGAUGGUAUCAUCAAUACUCCGUGA
Messenger RNA from Penicillium verhagenii, 327 nucleotides. RefSeq lists its product as uncharacterized. The coding region runs from base 1 to 327 and encodes 108 amino acids. The record is from RefSeq and is a predicted model, not a curated record. The transcript has 2 exons. NCBI's taxonomy places the organism in Eukaryota, Fungi, Ascomycota, Eurotiomycetes, Eurotiales, Aspergillaceae.